Carcharodon carcharias (great white shark) is the source of this 2222-nucleotide messenger RNA. RefSeq names its product sodium- and chloride-dependent transporter XTRP3A-like. Gene Ontology annotation, molecular function: L-proline transmembrane transporter activity. The record is from RefSeq and is a predicted model, not a curated record. The coding region runs from base 386 to 2155 and encodes 589 amino acids. Gene Ontology annotation, cellular component: plasma membrane. Gene Ontology annotation, biological process: sodium ion transmembrane transport. The transcript has 11 exons. Lineage: Eukaryota; Metazoa; Chordata; Chondrichthyes; Lamniformes; Lamnidae.
CCUUCACAGAGUCAGGAAGCAGAGGACCCUCCCCCUUCUCAUCCCCAUUCCUCCAGCAUUACUAAAGAGAGGCGCCCUUGGCGAAAAUUUUCGCUUUGUCCCCGACUCUCCGUGAGCGAGGAACCGUGAGAGAUACGCGCCUCGCUGUGAACUAUUUACCAACAGUCACUGUGUCGUCGUUAAUAAGAUUAAAAAUUAAACAUCUGAUUUUUUUUCUCUUUCUUUCCUCUCUCCCCACCCCCUCACCCCCCUCCUCCUCCAACCCAAGCCAAGCCAAGCCCCACUGUGGAACAUUCCUGGAGGUUUGUCCUCUCACUUUUACAUUGAACGAGCAGCGUUUAAGUCACCUCAACGAGAGCCCACACUACAGGAGAGGUUUGCAGACAUGGACGAUGUUAGACCGUCGUGGGAGAACCCCAUGCAGUUUGUCUUUGCCUGCAUUUCGUUUGCGGUGGGACUGGGGAACGUCUGGCGUUUCCCUUACUUGUGUCAAAUGCAUGGAGGAGGUGGAUUUUUAAUUCCUUAUGCGAUAAUGUUAAUUGUGGAAGGACUGCCUUUGUUUUACCUGGAACUGACGUUAGGUCAACUGAUGAGGAAGGGAAGCAUUGGAGCUUGGAAAGGUGUCAACCCAUAUUUGGUUGGUGUUGGUGCAGGAAGUCUGGUUAUAUCAUUCCUGGUUUGUGUCUACUACAACGCCAUUGUCUCCUGGAGUCUUUGGUAUCUGUUCCAUUCGUUUGAGAACCCUCUACCUUGGGCUACUUGUCCUAUAGGGAAUAACAAUACUGCAAUUGUGGAAGAAUGUGCAAAAAGUUCUGCUACCGAAUACUUCUGGUACAGGGAGACAUUAAAUAUCUCUCCCACAAUCAAUGACAGUGGAUCAUUGCACUGGGGGAUGAUUCUAUGCCUCAUCCUAUCCUGGCUAAUAGUUUACCUCUGCAUUAUUAAAGGAACCGAAUCCACUGGCAAGGUGGUCUAUGUGACAGCCUGCUUCCCAUAUGUGGUGCUGAUUAUAUUUCUAAUUCGAGGGGUAACACUGCAUGGAGCAGGCAAUGGGCUUGUAUACAUGUUCACUCCAAAGGUUGAGCAGCUGAUGGACCCAAAAUCUUGGAUUGACGCAGCCACACAGAUCUUCUUCUCACUUGGCCUGGGAUUUGGGAGUCUGAUCGCAUUUGCCAGUUACAACCAGAAAAACAACAACUGUGAGAAACAAGCAGUUAUCAUUGCUUUAAUUAACAGUCUGACAUCCGUAUUUGCCAGCGUUGUCACUUUUGCCAUAUAUGGUUUCAAAGCUACAUAUAAUUAUGAAAGCUGUCUCGAAAGGAUGAUGCUACUUCUAACAAACACUUUUGACCUGGAGGAAAACGCAGUAAAAGUAGACACUAUUAAUGAGUGGAUAUCAUUCCUGAAUGUGACACAACCGGACAAAUUUUCAGCAAUUGCUUCACAAAUUGAAACCUGUGACCUGCAGUCUCACUUAGACACGGCUGCGGAAGGCACUGGGCUUUCAUUUAUAGUCUUCACGGAAGCAAUUGUGAACAUGCCAGGGCCAUCACAGAUCUGGUCAAUAUUGUACUUUUUAAUGGUGUUGAUGUUGGGAAUUGGAAGCAUGUUGGGUAAUACAGCCGGAGUCAUCACUCCUCUGAGUGACAUGAAGAUCAUUUCCAAGUAUUUACCAAGGGAGGUCAUGAUAGGGAUUGUGUGCCUUGUCGCCUGUGCUAUUGGAUUAGUUUUUAACGUUGGAUCAGGAAAUUAUUGGUUUUCUAUAUUCAAUGACUAUGCAGCGACCUUGGCCCUUCUGAUAAUAGUUUUGGUUGAAGUCAUUGGGAUCUGUUACGUCUAUGGCAUAAGGAGAUUUCGGAGAGAUAUUGAGAAGAUGAUGGGACACAAACCAAACUGGUACUGGGUGACCACCUGGGUUUUCAUAAGCCCUAUUUUAAUCAUAAGCCUGGUGAUUUUUUACAUUGUUGACUACAGCAUGACAGGAACACUAACGUACACUGCGUGGAAUGCAGCUGAGGGGCGAUCAGUGAAGUUGGAAUAUCCACCUUAUGCCUUGGCGGUUAUUGGACUCCUGGUGGCUGUUUCCACAGCUUGUAUUCCUUUGGCGGCGAUAGUAACGUUCAUCAAGAAGAAGUUCAAAAGAGAGAAAUAUUAGGGUUAAAAUGCUAACUUGGGUAUUUCAAAAAAAAACAAACUUUAGAAGCAUUCCUUCUAGGCUCCUU